UUUGUUUUGGUUUGUUGGAUAAUACCGAAAAAAGACUCAGCAGACCCAACUCUCAGCUGCACAGCUCUGUGUAUUCAGACGCGCAAGUGUAUUUUUGACAUAAGAAACGUAAAUAUUAACUUAGAUUUUUUUUCGGAUCCAGGAUUGUUUAACGAAAAUAACAGAGAGGCAUGCAGUUCUUUCCAGCCCUGAGGUGUCCCACAGUCCAACUCUUCAAUGGUCUGGAAAUCCCAGUACUUGGAUUAGGUACAUCUCAUCGAGGCGGAUACUCACAUGAUGCCAUCCUGUACGCUCUCACUGAAUGUGGUAUUCGCCACCUUGACACAGCAAAGCGGUAUGGCUGUGAGAAGAAGCUGGGCAAAGCUAUCAAAGAGAGUGGGCUGCAACGAAGUGAACUAUGGCUCACUAAUAAACUCUGGCCUGGGGACUAUGGAUACAAAGCUGCAAAAGAAGCCUGUCUGGACUCCUGCACAGCAAUGGGGGUUGAAUAUUUUGAUCUGUACCUGAUGCAUUGGCCGGAGCCAUUUAAACCUGGUGGUUCUAACAGAGAGAUCAGAGCUGACACAUGGAAAGCUCUGGAGGACCUUUACAAAGAAGGGAUUUGUCGUGCUAUUGGGGUGAGUAAUUUUGUGGUCCACCACCUGGAGCAGUUGAAGGAAGACUGUAGUGUUGUGCCACAUGUUAACCAGGUGGAGUAUCAUCCUUUCCAACAGCCCAAACACCUGAUGGAGUAUUGUCGGAACAAUGGGAUAGUGUUUGAAGGCUUCAGUCCCCUGGCCAAGGGUCAAGCCCUCAGCGAUCCUGUCGUGCAACAAAUAGCAAAAAAGCACGGACGAACGACUGCUCAGAUCUGCCUUCGCUGGAGUAUUCAGAAUGGAGUUGUCACUAUUCCAAAGUCCAUCAAAAAGAACAGGAUACAGGAAAACUGCCAAGUGUUUGGGUUCCAACUUGAUGAGGAAGAUAUGGUUGCUUUAGGAAAUCUACAUGAUGGACGACACAUAAGUUGGGAUCCGACAAAUGUGGAUUAAAAUUUACCAGAUCUAAUGCUCCUUGAACAAAUAAUGUAAAAAGAGCAUUACAGAGGAAAUGAAAGCUAAUCUGUCAGAAGAAACAUCCUGGUUAUUGUCACUGGAGCGGUAGUGGGGCGAGGGGGAGAGAAGACCCAAACCUGUUCUAAAAUCUCAACACUACGACCAGGUACAGCACAAUUAAAGGGGAGUAACCAAAACAAAAAAAAAAAAAAAGAAAGAAAAAAGAAAUUAAAAAAAUACAAAGAAAAAUGAGGGUACGUUUCCUACAAUACAAUCUAUCACACACGAAAAAACAUCUCCAUAUAAAUUUUUCCAAAGUUACAGAUUUUUGUCUUCUUCGGAAGCAUAUUCUAUAAAGAACAACUUUGUUUGAACACAAAAGAUUUAAGUGAACACACAUCAAUGCACACAGAGGUCCUUCGUCUGGGAAAGGAUAAAGUCUGUGUUGGCAACCAGUGGACAGAAAAACAAAUAAAAAAACAAACAAAAAAGAACAACAUUUAGCUGAUUCUAAGUAGAGAUCAUUUAAUAUAAAUGCUGAGCAAGUAGAGUAAGAGGUGGCACAUUAAUAGUGCUUUAGUAUAUUAAUGUAUGUAUACAUACUCAUAUGUAUAAGUGAGCUGUGUACCUAAACAAUAAAUGUAGCAAGGAGCAGCCCGAGGCUUUUAAGUGUGGAUGGAGAGAAAACAAAAUAGCAACCCUUGUGCUGACAAAUUGAAAGAGGCGCCCUACAAUACCUGAUGUUUAUGCCUUGAACUGACUCAUCAGUAAUCAGGGAUUUGUCCGACAGUUUAUAAGCAAAAAUGAGGGCUCAAUACAACAACUUGACUCAGAGCAACUCUUUAUCUUUUUAACCGUUCGAGCACAUGAACUCAUGCUAAUUGUUUACAGAAGGCAGAGAGCUCCGUGUUGAGAAUCAGUGGUAAACAGUUCAUCUGUUAAAGAAAGAGCUAUCGCAGUAGUAAUGGUGGUGAUGAAGACAGCACGGGAUGGUAGAACCAAUAUUAAAUUGACUUUUUGGUCAGUUGUCGUAAAUGCACUUCAGGACAGUUUGGAAGAAGAAGCAGAUUUGCCUCUUCAGUAACUAACACUGCUGUUCUUCAAGCUGUAAACAGGUUUUGCGAAUCCAUUGUUGAGCCUCAACAACAGGAAGAUUUCCCAGGAUUAGCAGAAAAUGCAAAUAGUCUAAAGAAAGGAGGACACAUUUUCAGCAAUGGUUCAUUGCUAAAGUUUUCAGGAGAUAAGCUGCACCGCCCCAAAAUUGCAACAAUGUAAAGCAAACAAUCAAAAUUAAGCAAAAAAAAAAAAAAAAACACAAGGGAAGGCAACUUCAUAGAAG
Molecule: messenger RNA, 2370 nt
Organism: Xiphophorus maculatus (southern platyfish)
Lineage: Eukaryota; Metazoa; Chordata; Actinopteri; Cyprinodontiformes; Poeciliidae
Product: glyoxal reductase-like
Exons: 8
Coding region: 171-1028 (285 amino acids)
Molecular function (GO): oxidoreductase activity
Source: RefSeq, a predicted model, not a curated record